GGUUGCAGUGGACUGAAGCAGCCUCUUCGCGCAGCGCCGCACUCCUAGGAACAGCGGCAGGCAGCGACGCUCAGCUUGCUGGUGAACUGUGGCUGGCACACCCAGGCGCGGCGGCGACAGCGGACAGGUUAGAGUGGGGGCAGGGGCUGACGCGGGAGCAGCCCGGGCCCAGAGAGGUAGCCUGAGCCAGGCCUUCUCCAGCCAUGUCGGACGAGGCGUCGGCCACCACUUCGUACGAGAAGUUUCUGACCCCCGAGGAACCCUUCCCGCUUCUGGGACCCCCUCGUGGGGUGGGCACCUGCCCGAGCGAGGAGCCGGGCUGCCUGGACAUCAGCGACUUCGGCUGCCAGCUGUCCUCUUGCCAUCGCACCGACCCGCUCCACCGCUUCCACACCAACAGGUGGAACUUAACUUCUUGUGGAACAAGUGUUGCCAGCUCAGAAUGCAGUGAGGAACUCUUUUCAUCAGUUUCUGUUGGAGAUCAAGAUGAUUGCUAUUCCUUGUUAGAUGAUCAAGACUUCACUUCUUUUGAUUUAUUCCCUGAGGGGAGUGUGUGCAGUGAUGUCUCCUCCUCUAUUAGCACAUACUGGGAUUGGUCAGACAGCGAGUUUGAAUGGCAGUUACCAGGCAGCGACAUUGCCAGCGGGAGUGACGUGCUUUCCGAUGUUAUACCCAGCAUCCCAAGUUCACCUUGCCUGCUUCCUAAAAAGAAAAACAAGCACCGGAAUUUAGAUGAGCUUCCCUGGAGUGCGAUGACAAACGAUGAGCAGGUGGAAUAUAUUGAGUAUCUGAGCCGUAAAGUCAGUACCGAGAUGGGUCUUCGGGAGCAACUAGAUAUUAUAAAAAUAAUUGAUCCUUCUGCUCAAAUCUCUCCUACAGACAGUGAGUUUAUUAUUGAACUUAACUGUCUCACAGAUGAAAAACUGAAGCAGGUCAGAAACUAUAUCAAGGAGCAUAGCCCUCGCCAACGGCCUGUAAGAGAGGCCUGGAAGAGAAGCAACUUUAGCUGUGCAAGCACCAGUGGAGUGAGCGGUGCCAGUGCCAGCGCCAGCAGCAGCAGCGCCAGCAUGGUCAGUUCUGCGAGCAGCAGUGGGUCCAGUGUUGGAAACUCUGCUUCAAACUCCAGUGCCAACAUGAGUCGAGCACACAGUGACAGCAACUUAUCUGCAAGCGCAGCAGAGCGGAUUCGGGAUUCAAAAAAGCGAUCUAAGCAGCGGAAGUUGCAGCAGAAGGCCUUACGCAAGAGGCAGCUGAAAGAGCAGAGGCAGGCUCGGAAGGAGCGGCUCAGUGGGCUCUUCCUUAACGAAGAAGUGCUGUCCUUGAAAGUGACUGAGGAAGACCACGAAGCAGAUGUAGAUGUUUUGAUGUAAUAAGGGUGAAGUUAUCAGCAUUCUUUCUAAGCAUUAAAGCGUUCAAUUCUUAUUUGUUUACGUGCAUCUUGACCAAACUUUUGGUUAGAGCUGUGCUGAUAUACCAUUAAUAAUUUAGACCAGUGGUUCUCAGCAGGUGGUCCUGGACUAGCAUCUUCAACAUCACUUGAGAAGUUGUUAGAAAUACAUACAGUAGGGCCCCACUCCAGAUGUAGUGAAUCAGAAACCUUGGGGGAGAGACCGAGCAUUGUGUUUUAACAAGCACCAGGUUACUCUGCUUUAUCUUUUUUUUAUCCUGAGGACAUUAAUAACCUGAGGACAUUUCAUUGCUGAGGGAGAGAGGCACUGGUACAUUGAUGCGAGAUAGAAACAUCGAUUGGUUGCCUCUGGACGCACCCCAUCCAGGGAUCAAACUCACAACCUGGGUAUGUGCCCUGACUGGGAAUCGACCCACAACCUUCCAGUCCACAGGAUGAAGCUCCAACCAACUGAGACACUCCUGCUAGGGCUGUGCACACUAGUUUUAAGAACCACUGAUUUAGUAAAUGUUUUGACUAUUUAAACUUUAAUGUGGUUAAAUAGGCUUUUUAAAAUACUAGUACUCUUACCAUUAAGAUUUCAAGGUAUUGCUGACAAGUAGUUUAUUAUGUCAGUAUAUGUACAUGUAUAGAGAUCAUAAUUCAGUUUCCUUAAUGUUAGGAUUUCUUAGUUUACUUUUUCUAAAGGGCCAUAGCAUAAUUCUCAAUUCCUAGUGGAGAUCUUUUUUUGAGGUUGUGGGGAUGGAGUAUGGAUUGCUGUUUACAAUAGUGCCUUCAUUAGGUUUAGUACUAUCUGUUUUCAUUCAUUAUUAUUAACUCAUAGUUGUAAAAACAGGCCCUAUUAUCUCUCUUCUUAGAUUUGUUUUUGCUUUUUACCGUAUGUACACUUAGAAUCCUUUCUGUAAGUAAUGACUACUGAGGAAAUAAUGUUACUAAUAGCUGAAUUUUAGACUUGAUGCUAUGUUGAUUAAUAUUCAAAUGUGAAAGCAAUUAAAACAACCCAUUCUACUUUUUCAUUGAUUUCUGAAGUUUUAGGCUGUGAAAAUGUCUUCAAGGCAAAAAAUAUCUUAAGUUCUUUUUUUUCCACACAGCUCUAAUUUUUAAAUAUUUGGUAUAGCUUCUGGCAUGUGAACAGGUUAACGUUCAAAAUUAACUAAAGAAAACCAUUACAGUUCUGCUAAACUUCUCUAUAAAUCAUUAGAAAUACAUACAGCAGUGAGAUAAUAGGGAAAAAAAACCCUUAGCUUGUUAGCUGUUAAAGUAGAACUAAUUUUAAAUGUGGAAUCAUGGAGUUUCUUUAAAUGCUCUCAAGGAGAGUUUGUUAUGAACAUUCAAAACUAGUGUGAUUUCUUUUCUUCUACCACACAUCUUUAAUCAUUCACAUGGGCUAAAAGAAGGAAACUGAUACUACUGACAAUCAAGCCGCUUUCUGACUUUCAUAAUUUUCAUUUUAUUGUAGAUAACUUUUGGAAGGUAAUCAUGAUACUAUAGGAGUUGUAGUUAAUAUUUUUAAAAUUAGAGUCAGGUUGAUGGGAAUUUCUACACUUUUUUAACUUUUUAUUCACAUCAAGUAAUUUGUAAAGAUAAAAAUUAAUGACCUAAAUUCUUAAUUUAAAAUUCUUUAUCUAAAUAUAAAGGCAUAACCUUUGUUUAUAGUCAGGUGUUUUGAAAAUUGGAUUUCAUCAUGGUUCCUUGAAGGUUAAAGAAUUGAAAUUGAGGAUAAAAAUUGCUAUAUUGCAGCUUUGUUAAGGUCUAUAAAAUUUUGAAGACCAUUAAAUUCAUACUUCAAUUUUACUAAAAUAAAAAUUUGUAUGUGUAUGUGGUUAUUAGUUGGAGUAGUCCUUCUGACUUUCCCCUUAUCCUCUCUUUGAUGCUCCUAACCAGUUUAGAGGGCCCAAAGAGAGCUUGAGGAUGGACCCCAGAAUACUCUGAGGAAGAUGGGAAGGGCCAUCCUCUUUGUGUUUUCCUUUUCAGGUAUAGGGAGAGUAGAUGGAAAGAAGAGCAAACAGAGCUAAAUUCUCUCUCUGCUCUUGUCAAAAGCAAAAUUUCUGUGAAUGAUUGUUCUCUUUACCUACUAUUCAAGGAAAACAGUCCCCUUUUGGAGAACAUAGAGCAGAAUUUCUCUGGUUAGUACUGGGAAACAGUUUACUUGACAGUGACCAGGAAAAGGAAAUCCUAAACAGGGUUGUGAUGUAAUAAGACUAAUUCUUCUCUCCCAACAAUCACAUAGUCUUAUUACCUUAGAUUGAACUUAAGUCACUAUUAAACAAGUUUACUAAAGCACCGCAAAGCCAACUUUAAAAGUAUAUGAAGUUUUGAGAGUUCAUAGUAAAGUAUGCCAUGAUACUUUGUAUAAAUCUGGAUGAACUGUUUUUACAGUUAUAUAAAUUAGAAAUAGCCCAGAAAGUUGGUUUGGAAGAGAUUGUAAUGCUUCCUCUGAUUAAAAUAUAAAAAAGUAAAACAACUUGGGAUUGCUUAUGAUUCAAGAAGGAGAUUGCAAACUCUUCAUCCCCCUUCAAAAAAACCCAGCAGAAAAAUCAAAAAGUUCGUGUCUUUGUCAGGUAAAUAAUUCAAGUUUGAAUUAUUUCUUUUUUGGAAUAAGUAAUAACUUAUUCAAUCUGGUAUGUCUCUGAGUUCAAUUUAAAAAAAACACAACUCAGUAUUGUUUUCUUUUUAAGUAUAAGCCCUAGCUAACCAAUUAAUAAAAAUGUGAAAUUUAUUUGCUCAAAUGUCAAUUCUCCGCUUUAAAAUAAGCUUUGUUAAUGCAGAGCAUGAUAAAGUCAUCUGAGAUUCAUCCACAUUUUAUUAGAGGUCUUGUGUGCAUGUCAAUUAUAUCUCAAUAAAACUGAAAAAAAGAGAGACCAUGGAGGUCUGUCAGUCCCCACCACAGUUUUUUAAAGUAUGAGCUUUGAGUUAAACAAAGUGGCAUGUCUUUUUCUACAGUUUUGCAAUGGAAUUAAAGUAAGGACAAUGUUGUUAGUAUAAUGCAUAGUGGAGUAUAAAGGGCUAGUUCAUUAUGUCCCAGUAAGGACUUAGAGCAAAAUAACCUUUUUUUCCCUUGAGACUUGUCUCAUUUUUUCUUAGGCUGUUGUGGUUUUGACCAUUUUUUCAGUCCUUUGUGUUAAUUGAAUAUUGCUGAAUUAAUCCCAGAAACUGACUUGUAACUUAAUGACUUUAUGGAAUGGGUGGGCAUCUCAUUUUUAUAGUUUUUAAAGUGCUAAAUCCCCUCAUAAAUGAAAAAUUACAAGAAACAAAAGUAUAAAAGAAUACAGAUUCUGAUGACUUUUAAAAAUUGAAAUUUAUCAAAUGUGUUCAUAUUUAUGCUAAAAAUGUUAUUACAUGACAAAUAUAGAAGUCUGGUUUCCAGCUUCUCUAGCAGAGAUUUUUGUUCGUGGCUUAUUCUGUAUAGCCUCAUGUGCCUUAAAGGUGAACUCUAUACUUUUUGUCAGUGUGACUUUUCCAAACUAAAAAAUAAUCUAAAUGUUGAUAUUUGUUUUAUAAAAUGCUCAUGGCAAUUGGAUAUCAGUAAGCAAAGCCAUUAAAUUGAAACAAUCAAUGGUAACAGAGAGUAUAAGAAAAAAAACUUUCAGAUUUUAAAUUUCAUUUGCAUAACUUUGUUUGGACCAUCUUGGCCAUUGAAGAACACUGAAAGUUAUCUAAAGUAUGCUCAGUGUAUUCUUUUAUUUUUUUCCCCCUGAAAAAUGUCAUAUGCGAGAAUACUUUUUAAAACCAGACAAACUCUUAGUAUCUGGAAGGAUAAUUUUUAAGGCAGUAGUACUUCAAGCACAGAUUAUAUAUAGUAAGUUGAUUCUCUUGUUAACUUUAGGGAUUCUUUGCAUUCAUUUGUGAACAGCUGAACAAUCCUCACACUUUUAACAAAUUACCUUUUAUCACUCCUAUCUUCAAGAAAAAUUUUUGCUUGGAAUUGGGAGGAAGUUACUUAAAGUCAAUGUAUAGUUAGAGAUGGUUGAUAGGAAAAUUCUCAGUUGCAUUCAAACAAUAGUAUUGAUGGUGAGCACACUGACAUUCAACAUCUCUAAACUUAGAGGUAAAUUUAAUUCUUAAAAGGACUAUUAGUUAGAAAAUAAGCAUUUGUAUAACAUGUACUGUGAUAACUUUGGAUUUAAGUCUGACAAAGUAAGAUAAAUUUUGUCUUUACAAUGAAAUGAUGCUAAGUGGGUAAGAAGCAUCUGAGAGAUACUUAGACCUAAGCUUCUCUGUCAGCAUAGUAUCUGGAACAUAGCUCCUUAGAAUGCUUAAUUCUUAUUUCUUUGGAAAACAGCUUAUCCCAAAACGCUUAGAAGGAGUUCAAAUUCCUCUAAUUAGCUGGCUAUUAAGAAUAAGGAACUUGCGUGGAAUAGCUGCAGAUCUGAGUUGACUAAAAUUUUAUUUUCAUAUGUUUUCUAAUAUUAAAAUUACUUUCAGCUCUCCUCACAAUUAUAUUUUAAAUAAAGGUUAUUAAUGUUUUAAUCAAGUUCAACAUUAUGGUAAAUUAAUUUUUAAUUUGAUAUUCAUAUUUAACUCAGAAAAACUUGGUCUUCUCAGAUUUCAAUAUGUAGUAUUUUUUUCUUUAUUGUUAAGUUUCUAUGUUACAUUUUUGGUCAAUGGAAUCUAUGGAAAUGUGUGCUCUUUUUUGUGGUAGAGGAUGGGAGUAGAAAAGAGGAGAAUUGCUCUAAUUAUACAUAUGCAUUUUGACUAUAUAAAGGUAGCUAUAAACUUAAUGUGUAUAAAUGACAAGUUAACAUUUACAUAUUCUUAAUUGUUCUAAGGAACAGUGGCCUGAAGCCAUGGCUUGUUUUGUGGAGCUGGUUGCUCUUUAAUGGUAGCAGACCAGUUAGAUUUAAGUGGAAACUUUUGAAUUGGGUUAUCUAACUCAUCCAGCUCAGGCUUUUGGGAAUAGAGCAGACUAUGUCUGUUCCCUGUAGUGGAUCAAUUUAAUUUUCUUUUUAAGUACUCUAAUUUAGAUAUAGGUAUUAUCCAUUUUAAAUCUUUGUGUUGGGAAUUUAAUAAGACUGUAGUCAAACGCUAUUAAAAAUAAACACAAGUAUAUGUAAAAAUUUUCUCAGAUGGUUUAAAAAUUUCCAUUUUUUAGUUUAAAGGUUAGUUCUAUAGCAUCAAUAUCAUAACCAAAGCAAGUAGGAAUUCGACUCAUUUGGAGAAUCUUCAAGUAGUCUUAAAUGCUGUAAUAUAUCAGAUUGUUAACUAGGAUUUUUUCCCCUGUAUUUGUGCUAAAUGUAUUAUUAUAUUAAUGCACUUUCAUAUAUAUAGCUGUCUUCUCUACAUUCUGUACUUACUAUAGUGCACACAAAAGCUGUUUUUCCUAAAGCUGUGAGGGAAAAACAAUAGCUGUAAUACAAGUCGUUUCUAUUUUGAGUUCCUUCUUGUACUUGAAAGUAGUAGCUCAGUAGUUAAAUCUAAAUGAUUAUGUAUGGUUGUAAUUAAAACUGGCAAUGUGGCAGAACUGUCUUUUGAAACAAUAUCAGAAUGAAAAGAGUUGUUUUGGAUAUUAAGGACUCUUGUAAUGUGUUGUUUCUUUCUUUCUUUCUUUUUUUAAAUGUACAAUGAAGUUUCUACAAAGCCCAUUGCUGCUGAAUCCACUCUUCUUCAUGUUCCAUCCCAGAACAUUUAUCAAGGAAGAAUUGCUCUCUUUCCUUUUGCUCACAGUUUGGUUAAGGCUCCGAAAGCCCCAAUUUUCCAAAUUUCAUUGGCAAGUCAUUUUUUUCUGGAGAGAUCAAAUUUCUAGAGAGAUUAG
Messenger RNA from Pteronotus mesoamericanus, 7160 nucleotides. RefSeq names its product family with sequence similarity 199, X-linked (gene FAM199X). The record is from RefSeq and is a predicted model, not a curated record. Bases 204 to 1370 code for a protein of 388 amino acids. NCBI's taxonomy places the organism in Eukaryota, Metazoa, Chordata, Mammalia, Chiroptera, Mormoopidae. The transcript is spliced from 6 exons.